GACCCCUCGAGACUGACAGUCCGAGUCCAUCCGGUGCAAUUGCGUGCACCACGGCACUCGAGCCGCUCCUUUCAACCAUCGUCGCUCCUUUCUGAGACUCGAACGGCGGAAUUAAACUUUUUCCUCACUUGCACGGGACGUCUAAUCGCAGAUCUAAUCGCAACUCUGAAUGCGAAGUCGCUCUUUUCCCUCAACACCGACCGUCCACUCCUCGCUUGUAGUGCCAUUUGUCCUCGACCAGGACAAAGCGAACUUUCGAACUUUCUAACUUUCUUCCCGCAGCUCUUCACUCCCUCUAGCGCAUCUCGGUCCUGGCGACAUCAAUCGAAUAAACGACAUGAAAUACUGACCGUUGACGGCACACGCACACACAUACCCAAGACAUACGUUUGCGGACGGGCCCGUCUUGCUUGUCCCUCAUUCCAUCAUACCCAUUCGCGGUCCCUUGAUUCUAUCAGCCCGACAUAGUUCAGCCUCUCAAUGAUGUGGCCCUCAUCCGUCCGCGCCUCCGGCGCCGCAGGCGCCGCGCUUCUGGUGUGGUCCGCCUUGGUCGGCAAUGCCGCCGCCCAGGUCCAUACCGACUGCUACCCCAUGAAUCAGACGUGCCCGCCGGACCCCGCCUUCGGCCUGGAUGUCAACUUCAAUUUCAACACCACACCAAAUGUCGACGUUUGGGAGACACAAGUCGGUCCCGUCACCUGGGAUCCCGAGAACGGGGCCGGCUUCACGAUCACCAAGCAAGGCGAUUCCCCCACCAUUCGGACCAAGUUCUACUACUUCUGGGGCCGCACCGAGGUCCACAUGAAGGCGGCCAAGGGCACCGGCGUCAUCAGCUCCAUCAUGAUGCUCAGCGACAAUCUGGAUGAGAUCGACUGGGAGUUCUUUGGCGGCAACAAGACCACCGCCCAGAGCAACUACUUUGGGAAAGGCGUCAUCCCCGAUGUCCCCAACGCCGUCUACCACCAGAUCCCCGGCAGCGUGUCGGACGAUUUCCACAACUACACCACUGUCUGGACCAAGGACUACUUGGACUUCUACAUCGACGGAGACAAGGUCCGCACCCUGCUGCCCCAGGACGCCAACAACUCGUACUACUACCCUCAGACUCCCAUGAGGCUGUCCAUCGGCAUCUGGGCUGGCGGUGACCCGCGCUUACCCCAAGGCACGCGCGACUGGGCCGGCGGCACCACCGACUACUCUCAGGGCCCCUUCGAGAUGCUCGUCAAGAGCGCUCACAUCACCGACUUCAGCAGCGGCAAGGAGUAUGUCUACACCGACAGGAGCGGCUCGUGGGAGAGCAUAAAGAUUGUCGAGGGUAACUCCACCGUCAAGGAGAUCCUCGAGAAACCGCCCGAGAAGUCGCUCUCGGAGAAAUGGGCUGACCUGCCGCAAGGCUCCAAGAUCGCCAUCUACGCCUGCGCGUCCGGCUUUGUCGGCCUGUUGUUCUUCGCGGGCCUCUUCUACUGCAUCCGACAGCGGCGCCGCGGCGCGCGCGAGGCCAAGGCCGCCGAGGCCCGCGCCGAGGCCGAGCGCCUCGAGCUCGAGCGCUACCGCAAGGCCGGCAUCGACCCGGACAGCUUCGCCUCCGACUCGCAAGCGCACGAGUACAACGCCAAGGAGAUGCGCCGCGACGGCUUCGUCGACGACGACAGCUACAGCGUGCACGACUCGCCCGCCGCCAACCCCAUGACCCCGGCCUCCCCGCUCGACCACAGGUACGACUCCGCGGCCGCCACGGCCCUGGGUGCGAGCGCCGCCGGCGGUGCCGCUGCCGCCGCCGCCGCCGCCUCUUCCUCCCCCACGCGCAGCCCCGUCGUCCCCCGCCUCAGCGACCGCGCGCAGCCCCCCCGCGUCGGCACCCCGGGCCCUCCUUCUCCCCGGCACGCCCCGUCCUCCCCCGGCCAGGGCAGCGUGCGCAGCCCGUCGUCGCCGCAGCACUACCCGGAGCCGCCGUCCCGCAGCCAAACCAGCCCCCGCAUCGGGUCGCCGGGCCCGCAGCAGAUGGCGCACCCGCAGCCCCAGAGGAGCUUCACGACGGACGCGUACCGCGACCCCGGGCAUGACGGGCAGGGUGGUGGCGGGUACAACGGAGGAAACGGUCAGGGGUAUGGGCAGCAGGGAGGCAGGGGAAAUGAUGGUUACUGGGGCUAUGCUAGGUAAGGUGGGAGGAAGGGGUGGAGUUGGGAGGA
Messenger RNA from Thermothelomyces thermophilus ATCC 42464, 2189 nucleotides. Its product is annotated as glycoside hydrolase family 16 protein. Gene Ontology annotation, molecular function: glycosyltransferase activity; hydrolase activity, hydrolyzing O-glycosyl compounds. Lineage: Eukaryota; Fungi; Ascomycota; Sordariomycetes; Sordariales; Chaetomiaceae. The record is from RefSeq and is a predicted model, not a curated record. Gene Ontology annotation, cellular component: fungal-type cell wall. The transcript is spliced from 2 exons. Gene Ontology annotation, biological process: fungal-type cell wall organization; carbohydrate metabolic process. Bases 481 to 2160 code for a protein of 559 amino acids.